This is a messenger RNA of Wasmannia auropunctata (little fire ant), 6713 nucleotides long. RefSeq names its product epidermal growth factor receptor (gene Egfr). The transcript is spliced from 12 exons. The coding region runs from base 1164 to 5582 and encodes 1472 amino acids. Gene Ontology annotation, molecular function: ATP binding; transmembrane receptor protein tyrosine kinase activity. The record is from RefSeq and is a predicted model, not a curated record. Gene Ontology annotation, cellular component: basal plasma membrane; signaling receptor complex. Gene Ontology annotation, biological process: positive regulation of kinase activity; positive regulation of cell population proliferation; cell surface receptor protein tyrosine kinase signaling pathway. NCBI's taxonomy places the organism in Eukaryota, Metazoa, Arthropoda, Insecta, Hymenoptera, Formicidae.
ACCUGUGCGUCGUUGCAUGGCCGACCUGGAGACUCGCUCUCCGCAAGGUGAGACGCGCGGACCAAAGAGCAGGCCUCGAAGGAUCGACAGGAAUUCUCGUGAAAGCUGACUCUUCCUCUUUCGCAUGCCCACGAUCGCGCGCGUCCGUGUGCUCUCCUUCGGCCACCACUGUCAAUUCUUCUCUAUCUCCCGCGUCAACUCCAGCUUCUCUCUUCGCAAUACCAACGAGUGAGUGAUCUAUAUUCUUUUCAUUCGUGAGGGAAUCCCCCGACUUUCCACAAAGUGCUCCCGAUACGGAUCCGCCGUAGAAGUGAGAUCAGAUCGUCGUAUUAUUGGUGAAAACACAUCAUUCCUGAACAGAAUUAAAACGCGUGUGCUUAUCCUCGGAUUCAUUGAAGCUUCUAUAGUGGAGAUACCUCAGAUAAGAGUGAGUCUUAAACUCUCAAACAAAUGUUUAUUGGACAUCUUCGUGGAAGUGACUUCAGGACGCGAAAUGCGGAGUCGACACGUUCGUGAUAACGUGUGCUUACGUUAGAGCUGUAGCUUAUCUGGAGCACAUGAAACCGAUCCCUCGUGCAGCCGCGAUUUCAUAUGCGCGUAUCCGCCAAGAGAAGUCUGCAGCUUUCAUCUGCACGUCAAGGUGCCUGACAACUACGAUUGGUGAACUACGAUGUCAAUUGCCUCGCGUUACGAAAUCGAUCGGUAGGAUAUACAAAUCGAUGCAUCCUCUGGAGCUGCUUCGCGAGAUCGUUCGUCGGAAGGUGAACAGUGUGUGUUUUCGCGUUAAAUCAACGAUAAAUUCGAAUGCCUGGUGCGCGUGAGUGUGUACACGUCGCUAACUCAGAAGACUCGCCUCGAAAGUAAACGUUGGAAUUUCCUUUCGGAGUCUCUGCCAAGAAACAAUCACGUUCGUUUCGCCUUGGAUUUAUCUCACAGGCUACAUGAAUGUUAAGCUGAGACACUCAUGACAACUUUAAUGCCAGACAUGUGACAUGCACGGUGAAGAAGGGAGAGCGAUGGCAGCGGCGGAAACAGUACUCCGAAGUUCCUCCGAUCUUCUCCUUGUUCGUGACAAUCGGCGAGUCCACGAAGCAGAAGAGGGAAUCUUCACUCGGGUCACCUUGGCAAGGCCUACGGGUUCGUGAAGGGCAUGAAAGCUCAUCAUGUUCAACCACCGACACGGGCCACGAGCGCUGUUGACCUGCAACUUCCUCGGCGUCACAUUCCUCCUACUGAUCGUCGCCGGUAGCUACGAUGCGUUAAUUCAACCGAGUACUACAGAUGUCAAUUCAACCGAGUUCGUCAAAGGGAAAAUUUGCAUCGGUACAAAUGGCCGUCUUUCCGUGCCGUCCAACAAACAACAUCACUACCGGAAUCUUCGAGACCGGUACACCAACUGUACUUACGUCGAUGGCAACCUGGAGAUCACAUGGCUCCAGAACAAGUCCUUCGACCUCAGCUUCCUUCAAUACAUACGGGAGGUCACCGGCUACGUGCUCAUCAGUCACGUGGACGUGCCCAGGAUCAUCCUCCCGAGCCUACAGAUCAUCCGUGGCAGGACCCUUUUUAAGCUCAAUAUUCACGACCACGAGUUCGCCCUCUUCGUUACAAUGUGUCAAAUGCACAACCUGGAGAUGCCGUCCCUCAGAGAUAUACUCAACGGGAGCGUGGGCAUGUACAACAACUACAACCUCUGCCACAUCAAGACUAUCAAUUGGGAGGAAAUAAUCACAGGCCAGGGGGGACGGUAUUUUUACGUAUAUAAUUUUACGUCGCCGGAACGCGCGUGUCCGGCGUGCGACGAGAGUUGCACGCAGGGCUGCUGGGGCGAAGGUCCGGAGAACUGUCAGAAGUUCUCCAAGACGAACUGUUCGCCUCAGUGCUGGCAGGGCAGGUGCUUCGGUCCUAAUCCACGCGAAUGUUGUCAUCUUUUUUGCGCGGGCGGUUGUACCGGCCCCAAACAGAGCGACUGUCUCGCCUGUAAGAAUUUCUUCGACGACGGCGUUUGCACGCAGGAGUGCCCUCCUAUGCAAAAAUACAAUCCAACGACAUAUUCGUGGGAAGCCAAUCCCGACGGGAAGUACGCGUACGGGGCGACCUGUGUGAGACGAUGUCCGGAGCAUCUCUUGAAGGACAACGGUGCAUGCGUGAGAGCCUGUCCGCCGAAGAAGAAGGCGGUGAACGGCGAGUGCGUUCCCUGCGACGGUCCUUGCCCGAAGACCUGCAAGGGCGUGGAGAAGAGCGUGCAUUCCGGUAACAUCGACACCUUCAAGGAUUGCACGAUUAUCGAAGGAUCCAUCACGAUUCUGGAUCAGAGCUUCGAGGGUUUUCAGCACGUUUUUUCAAACUACACGUUCGGCAAACGAUACGAAAGGAUGCAUCCUGACAGCUUAGAGGUUUUCAAAACGCUGAAAGAAAUCACGGGCUACCUCAAUAUUCAGGGGGCUCACGAGGAUUUCAAAAACCUUUCGUACUUUCGUAAUCUCGAGGUGAUUGGCGGUAGAACGCUCACGGAGUAUUUCGCGUCGUUGUACAUCGUCAAGACCUCCCUGGUGUCCUUCGGUCUCAGUUCCUUGAAGAAGAUUUAUUCCGGCUCGAUCGCUAUUCUGGAGAACAAAGAUCUGUGUUACGCGCAAAGCAUCAAUUGGAACGGCAUCAAGAAAUCGUCUGAGCACGAAAGCCUCUUGUCGAAUAAUCGAAACGAGUCUGAGUGCAUUGCGGAUGGCCUCGUAUGCGACAAGCAGUGCUCGAACGAAGGAUGUUGGGGACCGGGACCAGCACAGUGUUUGUCGUGCAAGAACUUCAUUCUAGAAACCGACUGUGUUGAAGAUUGCACCGCGCCAGGAAUUUAUCAGGCGGACGAAAAGACCUGUAAGAUGUGCCACGAAGAAUGCGACGGCUCCUGCACCGGGCCUAAUGCCGACCAAUGCAACAAGUGCAAACACGUGCGGGACGGGCCGUUCUGUGUGUCCGAGUGCCCGUCCUCGAAGUACAACGACAACGGCCAAUGUAAACACUGCCACGAGAACUGCGUAGGCGGUUGCAGGGGACCGGAGAACAACAUAAGCGCCAACGGAUGUCAUAGUUGCGAAAAGGCAAUUGUGAACGGCAAAGUCCCAAUGGGAUGUUUGCAUAAGACAGAAUCGUGUCCUGAAAGUCAUUAUUACGAGUUAUAUAGUUCGGAUUCAGAGCCAGAAGACGACCCUUUAAAAAUUCUCGUCGGAAAAGGCGUCUGUCAGAAGUGCCAUCCACGUUGCAAGAGGUGCACAAAUUACGGCUUCCACGAACAAAUGUGUCAAGAAUGCGCCAAGUAUAAGAGAGGAGAGCAAUGCGAGGACGAGUGUCCGGCUGAUCAUUUCGCGGAUGCUGACACGCAGCUAUGCAUACCGUGCUUCGAAGAGUGCCGAGGAUGCUUUGGGCCAGAGCCUAAUCAGUGUUACAAAUGCCGGAAUUAUAAAGUUUAUAUUGACAGGAUAAACGGCUCUGAUGAAAAUACAACAUCUUUCAACUGCACGGAGACUUGCCCGCCGGAAUAUCCUCACAAGAUCUUUCCCCCCGACAGCGAACCGUACUGUUCCGUGGAGACAAUAGGCCUUGGCUAUCAGAUGGAAAAUGAUUUUCAUCCCGCCGUUUUGGGCGGCAUUGGAAUCGUAUUUGUGGUGUUUGUUGUCGUCAUCAUUGCGUUGCUGUACUUCUGGCGAAUAAGAACGAAAGCUAAGGAGAACACGGUGAAGAUGACGAUGGCUUUGACCGGCCUGGACGACAACGAACCGCUUCGGCCGACGGGGAUGAAACCAAAUCUUGCCAAACUACGAAUCAUCAAGGAGGAAGAGAUGAGAAAGGGCGGUAUAUUGGGCUUCGGUGCUUUCGGCGAUGUGUUCAAGGGCGUCUGGGUGCCCGAAGGGGAGAACGUAAAGAUCCCAGUCGCUAUAAAGGUCCUCCAGAAUGGCACGGGUGCGAACACGUCCAAAGAAUUUCUCGACGAGGCUUACAUCAUGGCCAGCGUCGAGCAUCCGAAUCUACUGCAGUUACUCGCGGUGUGCAUGACGUCGCAGAUGAUGUUGGUGACCCAGCUGAUGCCUCUGGGCUGCCUGCUGGACUUCGUGCGCAAGUUCAAGGAUAAAAUCGGCUCGAAGCCGUUGUUAAAUUGGUGCACGCAAAUCGCCAGGGGUAUGGCCUACCUGGAGGAGAGGCGAUUGGUCCACCGGGAUUUGGCAGCGCGAAAUGUCCUCGUCCAAACUCCGAACUGCGUGAAGAUCACCGACUUCGGUCUCGCUAAAUUGUUGGACAUCAACGAGGAGCAGUAUAAAGCCGCGGGUGGGAAGAUGCCAAUCAAGUGGCUGGCAUUGGAAUGCAUUCAGCAUAGGGUAUUUACUCACAAGUCGGACGUGUGGGCGUUCGGAGUGACCAUCUGGGAGGUUCUCACCUACGGUGGUAGACCGUACGAAAACGUUUCCGCUCGUAACGUGCCGGAGCUGUUGGAAAAGGGCGAAAGAUUACCGCAACCCGCGAUUUGCACAAUUGAUGUAUAUAUGAUUAUGAUUAAGUGUUGGAUGCUUGAUGCUGAGACCAGGCCUCACUUCAAGGAUCUGGCAGAGGACUUCGCGAAAAUGUCAAGAGAUCCUGGUCGAUAUCUUGCCAUUAAAGGAGAUAAAUACAUGAGACUGCCUUCGUAUAUACUACAGAACGAAAAGGAGAUGAUACGAAACCUCGCAUCAGCGAUGGACGGUCCUGAAGCCCUGCUGGAUGCUGGCGAGUAUCUGCAACCUAAAUCGCGGGCUCCACUUCCGCCCGCGAUUUCCGCGUCAAGCGCUUCCGGAUGCUCGCCACCGAAUACACCGGUGAAGUCGUGCUGGCCGAACGGCAAGCCGCUCGCCGCUGAUUCUCCGACGCCGCAAAAUCAGCAAAACUGGGACCGAGAGCUCCUGAGGUACGGCGGAAAUCAUGAGAGCGGAAACGCGUCGCACGAGGCCGGCAAUUCCGGCCAGCACGCGCAUUACGCGCAUCCCAAUGGUCACUGCGGACACGUCGCAGUGCCGGAUAGCUCGAAUUCGAGAUAUUGCUCAGAUCCGUUGAAGAUGGUCGGUGUUAGAGAUUGCGACGUCACGGACGAUUGUUUCGAUACGAAAGUGAACAUCGUCCAACAGCAAGCUCAAGUGGGUAACUUGAAACUGGACUUGCCGAUAGACGAGAAUGACUAUCUCGUACCGACGCCACAGCCGUCAGUCAACGCGACACAAUAUAUAGAUCUCAUCGGGGACUCUAAAUCAACAGAACCCGAAACAAAGCGGUUGAACAAUGGCUUCCGGAAAUAUCCAGACUUCCUGACAAUUCAAGGGAAGACGUCGCUGGACAAUCCGGAGUACAUAAUGUCGCAGGACGAGGGUCCGCUCACGCCGCAGACUUUGGGUAUCCCCACACCGGACUUGGAAAAAGUUCUGCCAAAUGGCGUAUUUGGGUCUCAAAUUAGGCAACGAAGUUCCGAAGAGGAAUCGGAUCACGAAUAUUACAACGAUUUCGAUCGGUUGGAACGGGAAUUGCAGCCGUUGAAGCCUUUCAGAAAGAACGAAACAACGGUGUGAUUUUAGUGUGAUGCUAUUGAGGAUAUACGAGAAAGACUCAAGAUUCUGAUAUGAUCACGAAUGGUCAUAUCAGUGAAGCUUUUAUUGGGAUAAAAGAUGAAUCUUGAAGGGAAAAUAGAAAAGCAUUGAAAUGCUUCCUCAUUAAGCAUCAUCCGACCGCAUCAUAGUUACUCAAUUUCCGAGUACAGGACCCAUUGUACUUAUAAAGGACACUUCGCUCAAGUGCCGCGCUUGAUUGUGAUUAGAACUAAGAGAUUCGUGCGUAUCACGAGGUAUAAGUAUAAAAACGAAAGAGACUAUAAUGACAUAUACCGGAAAUAAGAAUCGCGCGACGGCGAUACUCGCGAACAAGUAGUGCAAAGAUAUUCUUAAUGUGCCAUUUGUGGCUUGUAAAUAAAUUACUUUUCGUACUAGUUUUUCGACGAUACAAGAAACAUCCUAGGACUUAAUUCGCAGCGACAGCAACGCUAAUAUCGCAACGUCAAUAUCGUCCUUGCUUAAUAGCUUUUCUUCAGGCAUGUAUUAAGAUAUUUUGGGUCUUUUCGAACUUAGUUUUUUCGAAAUUAGUUUUUAUAUACAUAAAAUGGUUGAAAAUGUCGAAAACGAUACAUAUAAAUGGUUUCACUUCUUUGACUAAAUUUGCUCUACAUUUAUCUUUGCAAUAAUGACUCAGUUAUUAUAGUUCAAAUUUAUUAUAUUGAUUUUUAUAAUCUUCAUAGACAUAAAAUUGAUCUUAUUUUAUUAUUCAUUCUUGCAAAGAUAUCUAUACGCCUUAAGAACGUAUAUUUACAAUGACGAUAUCUGUUUGUUAAUAAACUUUAUUAAAUAUGCGGAUCAAUGUUUUCAUGUAAGCAAAUUUUAUAAUUGACAGAUUAUAAUGCAAAGAAAAAAUUCUAUUGUAAAAAAAAUUAUAUUGCAAAGUAUCGAAAAAUUAAAAUUGUCUACAGCAAUCACUCGCGAACUUUGAAGAGAUUCAUGGUUGUUGUUGAAACUUUAAUGGCAAAAAACGGUUUUAGGCAUUUAAUAGCGGAAUACUGGAAAUGUAUUGAAAAAUCGUUCAAUACAUUUUAUACAGAUAUACGAUCUGUUUUAACAUUUUUUUAUUUUAUUUCUUUUGUUAAAUGCAGAACA